GUAAAUGAUCCACGCUUAUACAAGUUGUCUGUUCCGCGAUCAACACGUAAACUAUAUAAGAGCUUUUUGAGGCAGAACCCCCUCCAGAACUCGUUAGCUGGCUUUUCCCAGUAAAUCCUUCCAAUCACUGCUGUCAACAUGGAGAGUCUGCUCCGCGCCGUGCUGGCCGUGUUGUUCUUGGGGUUGUUCCAGCAGGGAGCUGUUGUGGCUGACCGGCCGUACACAUCUGAGCUGACUGUGCCAAAUGGACAGCGGUGGGGAACAUGGAGGGGGCCCGAGAUGUGUCCUGACCAGUACUUUGCUAUUGGCUUCAGGGACAGGGUGGAGCGCAGCCAGGGCAAAGGCGACGACACGUCCCUGAACGGCAUCCGCCUCAUCUGCAGCAAAGACGGGGACCAGAGCUCCACAACCACUGUGCAGUCUCACCCUGGCCCCUGGGGCGACUGGUCCCAACCUCAGUACUGCGCCAGUGGUGUGCUCACUUCUUUCCAGCUCCGUGUGGAGGGCCUUCAGGGCAACGGUGACAACACCGCUGCCAACAACAUCAGGUUCCGCUGCAGCAACGGACAUGUGCUGGAGGGCAGCGGCCUGGCCUGGGGGCAGUACGGCCAGUGGAGCCAGGAUUGUGUCAAUGGAGGAAUCUGUGGCAUCGAGACCAAGGUGGAGGCCCCACAGGGGGAAGAGGAUGACACCGCCCUCAACGACGUGCGCUUCCGUUGCUGUGCAAGAGCCCAGAAGCUUGGUCCAUCCUUCCUCCCUCACCCUGAAUUAAACAAUGACAAUUAAUAAAGUGUUCAUUUGAA
Messenger RNA from Platichthys flesus (European flounder), 803 nucleotides. RefSeq names its product vitelline membrane outer layer protein 1 homolog. NCBI's taxonomy places the organism in Eukaryota, Metazoa, Chordata, Actinopteri, Pleuronectiformes, Pleuronectidae. Bases 139 to 786 code for a protein of 215 amino acids. The transcript is spliced from 4 exons. The record is from RefSeq and is a predicted model, not a curated record.